This is a messenger RNA of Styela clava, 2786 nucleotides long. The record is from RefSeq and is a predicted model, not a curated record. NCBI's taxonomy places the organism in Eukaryota, Metazoa, Chordata, Ascidiacea, Stolidobranchia, Styelidae.
GUCAGUAUCAGUGAGUUUAUUUUGACUUAAUGGUGAUGAUAAAGGGAAUUCAUGAAUGAGAAAAAGAACGCACUAAACUGCCAAACGCAUGAUUACGGUAACAAAAAGUACCGGUAGGAGGCAUCGAGGAACCGAACGAGACUUGUAAUUAGUUAAUUGAAGAAUCACAUAAUGCAAAUUGGAAAACCUAUAAACAUAGAUUACAUUGCUAAUUUUGGCCUCAAAUUGACUUCCUCUUUAAAGUUGCUUGGUGUAAACAUUCCUGUUGACUUAUCCAAGUUAUUUGAUGUAAAUUUCCCCCAAAUCAUAAACAAGGCAAAAAAUAUUAUUCAAGUAUGGAAAAUGAGGAAUCUUACAUUAUUAGGUAAGGUGUGUAUUAUUAAGACAUUAAUUGCUUCUCUUUUCACUUACAGUUUUACGUAUAUACCCGCUUCUAUACCAGAUAGAUAUAUAAAGUCACUGAAUGCUGCAUUAUAUCAUUUUUUAUGGAACUCCAAUUGGGAACGAGUCAAACGAAAAACAUUAAUUGGUCCAAAAAUGUUGGGUGGGAUUGACAUGAUUGAUGUACAUAGCUUUAUAAUAGCACAAAAAAUUAAGUGGGUGGGAUUUCUAUUAGACGAUGCCAAAGUUUGUAAGUGGAAACUUGUUGAAUUUAAUUAUUUGAAUGAUUUAGAUUUAGCAUCCUUGUUAAAGGGAAAUUUAUUUCGGAACUCUCAUUUUAUCAAAAAUAUUCCAUUUAUCACUAUUAAGGACAUGUUAGUAUACUGGUAUAACUUUAAAAAUAUUGUUACAAAUGUACAUAUACUCAAUCAAUCCAUAUGGUACAAUAGAAAGUUGCAAUACAGUAGAAAACCUUUUUAUAUUUCAACAUGGAAAGAGCAUGGUAUUUCUGAAUUGAAACACUUGAUUUCAAGCAAUACUUUUUAUACUUAUUUCGAGUUAAUUAGUAAAUAUUGCAUGCCAUAUAAUGCUAAUGAUUAUAAAACUUAUUACAAAAUCAUAGGCAGUAUUCCUGAGGAAUGGAAUGAGAUUGCUCAAUCAUGUGAUGACUUUUGUGAUUUUGAUUUUAGUGCAUUCCUUUCAUUCACUACAAAAAACUUCUCAUGUAAAAAUGCAUAUAGAAUAAUGAUUGGAAAAAUAUUUGUCCCACCAGACAUGUACAAAUCCUUUUGGCAGGAAUCUUUUAAUAUCCCUUGUGUGGAAUGGAACAAGUAUUUCACAAACUCAUAUUUAUCAACUAUUGAAACAAAACUUAGAUCUUUUCAAAUUAAAUUUUUUUAUAAAGCUAGAGUUCUGAAUAAUGUUUUAUAUGGAUUCGGACUAGUGGAAACAAACCUCUGUGAAUUCUGUAAAUUACAUAUUGAAACCCUUUUGCAUUUAUUUUAUAAUUGUCCAAUCACCAGUGAAUUUUGGUCUGACAUAGACCAAUGGAUUGUCUUUAAGACCGAUAACUUGAAUUUUAAUCUUGGAAUGAAAGAAUGUUUUAUUGGCUUCGAUGACAUUUCUGAUAUGCAAUUCAUCAACUGUGUGCUGUUAGCUGCACGUUUCUUUAUAUAUAGAUGUCGGAUUCAAAAGCGUAAACCAGUUUUUGAUGUUUUUAAUAAAUUCAUUUCUGAUAUUCGAAACAAUGAGAAAUAUAUCGCAAUGAAAAAUGGUAAAAUCAUGAUACAUAAUACAAAAUGGCGUUUAUUUAUAUAAUCAUUGAUUACUUAGCUUAAACCUGACAACUGUGUUUUUGUUCUAAUUUGUUUAUAGUCUUUAUAUAGCCUAAUAUAUGUUUAAAAGUGUGAGAUUUAGAAAAAGAAAAAAAAAUAAUUCUCUCAUGUUUAUUCUGUAAGAUAAUUUGAUUACAACUGUUAUGUUCAUGUUAUGAAAAAAUACUCUUAUGUCUGUGUUAUUGAGUAAUAUUACUAUUUAUUUAUUUCUAUGUUUUUAUGUAUAAAAUCCAAAAUUAUCUGUGGAAUGGUUAAAGGAAUUUAUUAAUAUUGUUUGCUGCUAUAUAAUGUUUUAUAAUUUAUGAAAAUCCAAAAAAUGCAUGUCCUAUAGAGUGAUCUGAAAUGAUAUUGUUAUUUAUUGUUUUUUUGAUUUUGAGCGAUAUUGUUUAUUGCAAUAUUGUUUUUAUUUAAUAAAAAUCCAAUAAAAAAAUAAAUAAAAAAUAAAAUAAUUGAAGAAUUUCACUCCGCACCUCACCAUGAUACAUUUACUGAUUUAUGUGACUGUUUGUCGGCUACCGGUAUGUCUUUCUUCACCAUUAUGCCAUUAGUCUGAAACAAUAAAUUCUGGUACCUACCGGUAAUUACAGAAUUAGGUAAGGAUUCCAAAUUCUGACAGAUGGUAAGCCACUGGUGUCAGGCAACUUGCCAUGCGGCGGAGGUCAACGGGUUGUUAGCCUACUACAGUACUAAGGAUUCACUUGUCCUACAGGGUUGGGAAAGUACCAUAAUCAUUUUACAUAAAAUAUCGCUGACAUAUAAAUAUGCCGAGUCAUUACCUUUACUGCUGAUUUGUCAAUCCAUUUUUUAAACUUAUUGAUAUACAAAUUUAAUGUUAAUAUAUAGCCUAUUAACAUGAUAAUUGCACUUAGACUACCGGUAUAGGCUAUCAACUAUAUUUUCUUUCCCAUUGCAGUGUUGGGAGAUCAGUAAUUAUAUAAUUUAACAGGUUUUGUUAUUUUCUGCACACUCCCAAUAGUAUGGUUUUAGAGUUCUUGCUACAUCUUUCUGUCUUUACCAUAGUUGUGCCUCUUUAUAUAAUGUUAUAAAUAUAACUUUGUUUUCCAUUUUCUC